UGGCUGUACAAAACCGUGCAUAUUUAUAACUCAAAAACAAUUAUUUUUAAUACUCAUAUUAUAACAAAUAAAUAUAACACAUCAUCGUUGAUGAUCAAGAACUUGUGAAUUUAGUUUAUCGAGCCUCUUUCUUUUGAGAGAAGCAUCAUGGAUAUUCAAUCUUACCGCAGAUUAUUUUUCUUCUGUCUUUUUCUGUCGCUGCUUGUUUCCAUUCUGUAUUUUCAGGCCCAAAUUCCGGCUUAUACGUCUGAUCCAAAUGAUUCACCCAGCUACGCUGUAACACCAAGGAAAUUUAUGGGACAUAAUGAUCUAAGAGGGGGACAAGCGCCCCGAGAGAAAUUUACGAUCAUUCGCUUCAUGCACUCAAGAUUGAAGUCGAUGAGCCAGGAAACUGAGCCUCCCAAUGACGUGACUGAGUUCUGCCAAGUGCCCUAUGACUGCAUAGUGUACAGUGAUUUGAAUAAAUAUUUGCCUAUUUCGGAGCUUCAUAACUUUUCGGCUGCUCUUGUUGGAGGUCCAGGCAAAAAGAGAAGCGAAGUGUUCCUGAGGUCAAUGGGAAUUGACGUAGAUCACCGUCCCAGAGGUCAGUACUGGAUAUCCUUGGAUAGUGAGAGUGCAAUCAAUCCAGGAGUGAGAUCAUCAAUCACGCCUUACACUCAAACUAAUAUCAACUGGACUGCUACUCACGGAGACAAUGUCACAUUUUAUUUCGGAGGCACAAACACUGAAAAACUAAAAACACCAACACCUCCUCACCAAGUUGAAAAUGAGGCCAGAAAGUUUUUCAACAACAAGACUAAGUUGGUUUGUUGGGCGAUGAGUAAUUGCGGGCUGACUUGGACGAAUAGGAACCAGUUGGCGAUUGACCUGAUUAAAAAUAUGCCGUCAGAUGACAGUUUUCAUUUUUUCGGAAGUGGAACCUCCUGUUUGGCACAAGCGAAGGGACGAUUCGUUGAGCAUGGUAAGGUUGCAGGCAAACAAGUAGGCCUACAAGCUGAAAUCAAGGACUGUUUCUUCUAUCUUUCGUUUGAAAACUCCAAUUGUUCACAUUACAUCACGGAGAAGUUCGGAAAUGGUUUGGGAGGGCACGCCGUUCCUAUCGUAAAUGGAUGGAGACAAAGCUACCAGGAGUUAUUGCCAGGUUCCUUCAUCCACGCAAAAGAUUUUCCUAGUGGCAAAGAGUUAAGCGAGUACCUGCAGUAUCUGAGCAAGAAUUUCGAAGCGUACUUCGAGUACCACAAGUGGAGACAGUCAUAUAGAAUUAAUGGGGCUGACCAGUGGAGCACUCUUUAUUGCCAAAUAUGUCGGAAGCUGAAGGAAGAAAAAGAUGACGGAUAUCGACGUCAAUACAGGGUGCCAGACCUCAAAAAAUUCUAUACCAAUUUUCAAACUUGCAAACGCGACUGAAGCGAGUCUUGGCUGUCAUGAUGUUGCUUUGAUGUUCAAAAGUUUUAAUCGCGUUCAAUCUUUGCAAUUUUAAUCUUUCGAUCAUUUGAUCAUUGAAAUUAAAAAAGUAUUUGAGCUAGCCGCAGAAAUCAUCAAUUAG
Molecule: messenger RNA, 1546 nt
Organism: Symsagittifera roscoffensis
Lineage: Eukaryota; Metazoa; Xenacoelomorpha; Acoela; Convolutidae
Product: 4-galactosyl-N-acetylglucosaminide 3-alpha-L-fucosyltransferase 9-like
Exons: 6
Coding region: 148-1407 (419 amino acids)
Cellular component (GO): membrane
Molecular function (GO): alpha-(1->3)-fucosyltransferase activity
Source: RefSeq, a predicted model, not a curated record